Messenger RNA from Brettanomyces nanus, 897 nucleotides. RefSeq lists its product as uncharacterized. Gene Ontology annotation, molecular function: carbohydrate:proton symporter activity. Gene Ontology annotation, cellular component: membrane. Gene Ontology annotation, biological process: transmembrane transport; carbohydrate transport. The transcript has a single exon. NCBI's taxonomy places the organism in Eukaryota, Fungi, Ascomycota, Pichiomycetes, Pichiales, Pichiaceae. The record is from RefSeq and is a predicted model, not a curated record. Bases 1 to 897 code for a protein of 298 amino acids.
AUGGCUUCUGUUAUUAGUGAGCUUGAAGAAAUAGCAACAACAGUUAAUGAGGCAGAACCUGUUGAUGAGAAAGAAGUAGAUGAAAAAGAGGUUGGCGAGAAUAUCUUUAGCGACACCAGACCGGUGAAAACUAGACUUUGGGAGAUACGUAAUUCUUACAAGUAUCUAAUGAUUGUCUAUAUAUCCGCUAUUGGUAUUGGUAUAGAUUCCCUUCUUUUCAGUUUAUUAUUGGGUAUGGAAUCUUUCAGAAAAGCCUAUGGUUACUACGAUGAAGCCACAAGCGGAUGGGUCAUCAGAGCAAAAUACCAGUCUGGUUGGAAUGGUGGUUCUUUUGGCUGUCAGGUUUUGGGUGCCUUCUUUGCAGGUUGGUACAAUGAUAAGUUUGGAAGAAAAAGUUCUUUGGCUAUUUCUUGCAUUAUAACUAUUAUUGGUAACACUGUUGCUAUAACCGCUCCGGUCGGUCACCCUAUCAAUUUGGUCAUGGCAAAAUGUGUUAUCGGAAUUGGUAUCGGUAUUCUUGUUUCAACUUGUCCAGUUUACUUGUCCGAAUUGAUGUCGCCAACCUUGAGAGGUAUUGGUUCCAUGGGAAUCAACUUCUCCAUUUGCUUUGGUCAGUGGAUUGGAUCGCUAAUUUAUUUCGGCUGUUCGAAGAAUUAUACGGGCAUUGACGAUUCAACAGGCUACAAAAUUGCCUUUGGAAUUCAAUAUUUGUUAGUUGGAGGAUAUCUCCUUUUGUUCUGGUUUAUGCCGGAAUCCCCAUCAUAUUUGAUUCACCGCGGUAAGUUGGAAGAGGCAAAAGCCGCCAUUAAGAAGCUCUAUCACAACAAGAAUAAUACUGAAUACGACAUUGACUCACAUUACGAGAUUCUCAUUAAGGAAGUUGAAGAAGAAAAAUGA